UGACUCUGAGGCUGCAUGAGGACCGAGGUAUCGUGUUGACAGCUCAGCGAUGACAUGAGAAAGUAGACCAGGACUCGGGAGAAUGGCAUGGCUGCAGGCGCCAUUGUCUGGCUCGGAUGAGGGGUUCACAUCCCCGGGUUGGGCGGCGGAAAGACGGUACUGUGCUCCGUUGAUGCAAGGGGCACGGCGAUAGCUUGUUAGUGGUUCUUAGGUCUUUGCAAGGGUUCUUGUUGUGCUUGCUUACAAUGGCGGGGAUGGUGGCAUCGCAGGCCGGCAUGGGCGUCACAAAGCUGGUGACGCUCGUUGUUGGGGCAGGUCUCGGAGGCGCAUAUGUGCUGGGUAACAAGAGUGUUGGGUCCUUGUUCUCAGAUCUAUCAAAGGUUCUUACCCGCCACCUUGCUCCAAGUUCAGACAGUGAGCUGGGAGAUGGGGACGGGGCUGGUCGAGGGAUUGACGCAGCAACUGCAGCACUGACAGCGCAAGUUCGCCGCUUGUCUCAAGAGAUGAGGCAGCUAGCCGCAGCUACGGGGAGCCGAGUGACAGUGGUCAGCACCCGGGAGCAAAAAGGAACUUUGGUAUCAUUAGCUGUUCCUAUUGCGGUCGCAGGGGCAGGGGUAUACGUCUACAUGUACUUCAAGGGCGUCACCUUGGCAGAUUUUAUGUACGUCACCAAGAAGAGCCUCGACGGUGCCGUUGUCAACAUGCAGAAAAGAUUGGAUCAAUUUACAGCUUCUCUGGUGGCCCACAAACGAGAUAUGGCAGGGCGCCUGGACAAAGUGAAUCGUAUUCAGGAGGAGGGUGCGGUCAUCCAGGGGCAGAUCAAAGAUCAAGUUGAUGAGAUGAGUGGAAAAGUGCUCCGUGUGGGUCAGGACAUUGAGGCGGUUCAGCGGAUAGUUCGGGGACUGGAGUACAAGCUGGAGGAGGUAACUGACAAGCAGGACUUCAGCAACCGAGGCAUUAUGUACCUGUGCUCCUUUGUCACGGAGGGCAUCGAGGGCCGGCAACCUAGGCAAGAAACGAUCCAGGGCCUGCGUGCUCUUCGGCUCGACCGAAGUGCUUCCAUGCCCAUGGGCAAUGGCCAAUCGUUGUCUCUCAAGGGUCUACAGCUUCUGUCAAAUGGAGUUGGCAACGUUGCAGCCAGCAAUGCUGCCAGUGGUGCCAGCACAACCACAAGCUCACCAGCAGACUCACCACACACAACGUUACAAGGGAAUGGAAGAUCAGGAUACGGUUAAGUGAGCAUUUUUUGGGCCCCUACUUGUCAUACUAAUAUCUGUACAAAGUCAAUAUAGUGGAUCUUGAAGCUUCGGGUCGAACUCGGUGAGGAUUUUAAAUGUCUUUUGGUCAUCCGUCUGGUAAACCAAACGGUGAUGUUCAUAAGAUGUGUGUAUUUGCAGCAUCAAUCGAGGAGCGUGUUCGAAGAUGUUUCAAUAGUCACUAUUGCAUAUGUGCUUUGCUGAGGAACACGUUGUAUAUGGUUGCGUGCUUCUAGACAGGUUGUGCCGCCUAACCGGGCAAUACGAUGC
This is a messenger RNA of Klebsormidium nitens, 1526 nucleotides long. NCBI's taxonomy places the organism in Eukaryota, Viridiplantae, Streptophyta, Klebsormidiophyceae, Klebsormidiales, Klebsormidiaceae. The record is from the annotation of a GenBank genome assembly.